UAUCUUUCAAAAGACCUUCGCGAGUGAAUAGUGACAUGUUUUAUAGAAUCCUAGAAGAUGAGCCAUUGCUAACUCCAGGAGGAUAACAAAGAAUUUUGGAUUAUAUUUAUCGUUCUAGAAUCUGACAUCCGAAAAUUUCUGAUAAAUUUCGUCGAACGUUCCUUGCCGCAUUUCUUCCGCCAAGAUGAGAGCGAAAAGUGAAAAAACGAAAUUGGUCCCGCCGGAUGGAGGAUGGGGAUGGGUCGUCCUAUCAUCCGCCCUGGUCGUUAACUUCCUCAUUCCGGGCACCGUCAAGUCGUUCGGUGUCCUCUUCGUCGAGUUUCUCCACGUCUUCAAAGCGUCCUCCACUGCUGCCUCCUGGAUGCCUGCAUUAUGUUAUUUCCUGUACAAUUCCUUAGGUCCCUUAUCGAGUAUCUUGUCCACAAGAUACUCCUACAAAACAGUGACAAUCAUCGGUGGUGCGUUCGCGGCUUGCGGAAUGAUGUCAAGUUACUUUGCGAACUCGGUUUCCUACUUAUACAUUAGCUACGGUUUAAUGGUUGGCAUCGGUGCUGGACUGACGUUCCCGCCGACGGUGUACAUUGUAACCGCUUAUUUCGAAAAACUUCGAGGAUUUGCUAAUGGCCUGUGCAUCUCUGGUAGCGCAAUCGGGACUAUCGUUUUGCCACCAUUUUUACAGUAUCUGCUCGACUGUUUUGGAUACAGAGGUGCUGUACUAAUAAUGGGUGCAAUUACACUGAAUACAUUAGUUUGUGGCUUACUCUACCAUCCUGUGGAAGAACAUAUGAUUGCUGUACCAGUGGAAGGAGGAAUCGAUAAUGAUGCAUUGUCUAUAGAUGAGCCAGCUCUUGAUAAAAAGAAGGAGACAGUGUCCAGUAUUGACAAUGAAACUAUGUCGUGCACUAGUAAGAAAGAGAAGGAAGAAGAAAACUGUGAGGAUGAAAAUCCUGAAAUAGUUAGUAAUCCCAUAGAGAACCAAUGUUUAGAACAUAAAAGCGAAGAUGUACCUGAAGAGAAAAAGAACGAGUUGGAAAAGACAAAUACGUUCGAUUCGAAAAAUAAAAAUUUCAACAAAGAAACCGAGAACACCUUGAACUAUCAAAAUGCAAAUCUGUUAAGACGAGGAAGUAAUAUAUCAGAAAGCAACGUGACGGAUAGCAAGAAUGGAAAUACAGAAUUGACAAGGUAUUCGCAGAAUGAGAGCAAAGAUGAAAAGGUCCUUGAAUUAUCGAAGAAAAGUUUAGAAGAAUUAUCGGAAAAAUCGAUCUCGAAGACAUCGUUGGCCAAGGUAGAGAAACGAAACAAAAUACACUUUUUUGACUUGAGUGUACUUAGGGAUCCAAUUUAUUUAGUAAUUCUAAUUUCGAAUUCUACCUCAGCGAUUAGCAAUACUAAUUUUAUGAUCCUACUGCCUUCUUAUGCGAUUUCACAAGGCUUUGACAAGAACUCCUCUGCUUUACUGCUGUCAGUGGUCUCUGCUCUUGACUUAGUCGGAAGAAUUGGCGGCGCUUCGUUAUCGGACAUUGAUUUCGUACCAAAAUAUUACUAUUUCGUUGGUGGACUUGGCACCAGUGGGCUGGCUUUAGCAUUCCUACCAAUGGCAACAAGUUACGCGAUGCUUUCAUUCUUUUGUGCAUUGUUCGGAUUGUCUUCUGGUAUGUACAUUGGUAUCACAACAGUAAUUUUGGCAGACAUGCUUGGUACAGAAAAACUUAGCUCGUCGUACGGUAUAUCACUGUUCGUUAAUGGAGUCCUUCAACUUGUCGGACCGCCUACUUGUGGCGCCAUAUUUGAAUCCGUAGGAUCAUACAAGCCGAUUUUCUUGGCGUUUGGUAUUAUACUCAUCCUUGGUACCGCAUUAUGGGCAGUCGUACCGCUUAUAAAUAGAAACAACAAAAAGGAUAUACAAUCCGUAUAACAAUAUAAUACUGUUAGCAUUACGUAGAGAAUCUUAAGUAUGUUUAAAUACUACGAAGUAUUUUUAGCUUUUUCAAUAUUAGUAUUACAAUUGCCGUCCCAACAAGAAUUUAUCUAGGAAAACGAUUAGUCCAUUUUAAGAAUUUUAUUCUUACUCGUCCAACUAUAAAUUAAUCUUUUUAGUUAAAGGUGUAAAGUAGCACAUUUAAUGUAUGUAUAGCGAUACGAUACCACUGUUGCAAGAAUUUAUACAUAAACACAACAACUACAGUUUCGUGUACGUUAACAGUACGGACUAAUCGAAAAUCCACUCAUUAAUAUUAGUGGUUUUGAUAACACAGGAAGUAUCUGAAGAAUA
Molecule: messenger RNA, 2275 nt
Organism: Dufourea novaeangliae
Lineage: Eukaryota; Metazoa; Arthropoda; Insecta; Hymenoptera; Halictidae
Product: monocarboxylate transporter 12-like
Exons: 6
Coding region: 185-1918 (577 amino acids)
Biological process (GO): transmembrane transport; monocarboxylic acid transport
Molecular function (GO): monocarboxylic acid transmembrane transporter activity
Source: RefSeq, a predicted model, not a curated record